GUCAUGCUGGGGAUUUAAAGAUGCUCAAAAUGAUGAAGGAUCAUAGUUGUGAAAUUUAAAAGAAAUUUUGCCAGAAAUGGACUAAAGUCUAGAUGGAUAAACCUAAACUCAGUGCUUGAGCCCCGGGACAAGUGGGAUUGUGUUUUUUCUUUCUGACUCGGUCUCAGAGGAAAUCAGCAUACUUGGCUCCUGCUCUGCACCGCCAACAUGCCAGUUCUGGACGAGGAGCCCUCCAUAGGGGGCGGAGAUGGUCUUCCAAAGCUGCCGCUCCCCGCCCUGAAAGACACACUGGACAUGUACCUGCGGUGUAUGAAGCACCUGCUCACAGAGGAGCAGUUCAACAAGACUCAAAAUAUAGUGAAGCAGUUUGGAGCCCCUGGAGGAGUGGGGGAGCUACUACAGAGCAAACUCAUGGAGAGGAGGGAGAACAAGGCAAACUGGGUGUAUGAAUACUGGCUGAAUGACAUGUACCUGAACAACAGACUGGCUCUGCCCGUCAACUCCAGUCCUGUGAUGGUCUUCCCUAAGCAGAACUUUAGGGCUCCCAUCGACUCUCUAAGGUUUGCUGCACACUUAAUUUCUGGAGUUUUGGAGUACAAGACUCUCCUUGAUGCACGUGCACUGCCCGUGGACUACGCCCGGGGCCAGCUGGCUGGAACUCCUCUAUGUAUGGAGCAAUACUAUCGCCUCUUCUCUUCCUACCGUCUACCGGGGCCUGAGAGGGACACACUAGUGGCCCAGGAGAGUAGCGUGAUGCCAGAACCUGAACACAUCAUUGUGGCUUGUAAAAACCAGUUCUUUGUGCUGGAUGUGGUGAUCAACUUCCGCCGACUGAAUGAAAGAGACCUGCUGACUCAGCUGGAGAAGAUCGCCAGGAUGGCUGGCAGCGAAGAAGAGCGGCUCCCACCUAUUGGUCUUCUCACUUCAGAUGGACGGACAGAGUGGGCCGAGGCUCGUAGUGUGCUAAUGAGAGAGUCUACUAACAGGGACUCUCUGGACAUGAUCGAGCGUUGUCUGUGUCUGGUCUGUCUUGAUGACGCCACUGGGCCUGAGCUAAGUGACACCACACGUGCCAUGCUGAUGCUGCACGGCGGAGGAGUGGCCAAGAAUGGGGGCAACCGCUGGUAUGACAAGCCGAUGCAGUUUGUCGUAGGAGCUGAUGGCUGCUGCGGAGUCGUGUGUGAACACUCACCAUUUGAAGGAAUUGUACUAGUGCAGUGUACAGAGUAUCUACUCAAAUACAUGAUUGGCAGCCCAUCAAAGCUGGUGAGGGCUGCAAGUGUGAGCGAGCUGCAUGCACCACGCAGACUCCGCUGGAAAUGUACUCCAGAGAUUCACAAACUCCUUGCCUCUUCCGCUGACAAACUACAGAGGCUGGUGAAAAAUCUGGACAUGAAUGUCCACAAAUUCCACGAUUACGGGAAAGAGUUUAUCAAAAAGCAGAAAAUGAGUCCAGAUGCCUACAUCCAGGUUGCUCUUCAGUUAGCCUACUACCGAUGUCACGGCAGAACAGUGUCGACGUAUGAGAGCGCUUCUAUACGGCGUUUUCAGGAAGGCAGAGUGGACAACAUCCGCUCUGCCACACCAGAAGCCAUGGCCUUUGCAAAAGCAAUGACUGAUGGGGAACUAAGCACAGGCGAUACAGAAAAGAUGGAGCUGUUACGAGAUGCCAUAACUGCACAGACAAAUUAUACUAUUCUGGCUAUUACAGGGAAGGCAAUAGACAAUCACUUACUGGGACUUCGUGAAAUUGCACAUGAACUGAAGUUGGAGAAGCCAGAAAUAUUCAAAGACGAAGCCCAUCUCAUCAGUAAUCAGUUCAUUCUCUCUACAAGCCAGGUCCCUACUACUGUUGAGAUGUUCUGCUGCUACGGACCUGUGGUUCCAAAUGGCUAUGGAGCAUGCUACAACCCUCAGUCAGAGCACAUUAUCUUCUCUGUGUCCAGUUUCCACGAGAGCCUGCAGACAUGUUCAGCAGAAUUUGUCAAGUGUCUGGUGCGUGGACUCCUGGACAUGAGGGAUCUGUGCAAUAAAUGUAACUCCAGCUCCAAUCCGACCGAGCAAAGACGGGGUCAGACGCUGGAGACGCACACGCAAACAGACACAAACUGGCAAAACAAAACACCGCAGCAGAGACCAGCUGACCUGACCAAGAAUCAGCAACCACUGCCACAGGUUCUGCUGGAGACACCGGACCAGACUAAAGUAGAGGCUCAUACCAAGACUCCAUCACAGGGAGAGGCACAAGCUUUAAAGAAUGGAAGUCAAUCAUAGGAAACUGUCAGUGCCAUUCAAAAUAGUGGUGGUGUGAGUUUAAAUGUGUGUUUUUUGUGCUGCAACAACGUAUUUCUCAAGUCAUUCACAAAUAUACAUAAACUGUAAAACAAAAUGUAAAGCUGUUUUGUUGUUAAUUGUAUUGUUAAGUGUAUUAGGUGCUGCUGAUGAUGUAAUUCAAAUGUAUGUCAAAGUGGCUACUGUCCGUACGUAAAAUAAACUUGUGCUUUUGAUUGUUGUUUUGCACUAAAUUGAGAUGAAUUAGCCAAAGAAUAGAGUAUUUUUAUUGCUGUUGACAACCAGUGCUACUGAUACGGUUGGUGGGAAACAUAAAAAUUACAGAAAAGAGAGUCUAGCACUCAGAAUUCACUCUCCUUUUUCCAUGUCUGCAUCAUUUUGUCCGUGAAGCCUGUCAGUUAGUUUGAUGGAGCAAAAGUAGUCUGUGAGUUAUGAUAAAUGGUUGAUUGUGUCAUCGUAUGUCAACUUGCAAAUCGCAUGCUACUAUCUAAUGAUUUUCUGAAGAUUAUGGUACAAUUGUAAAACUAGAAUCUUCUAUGCAAUAUCUGUUUGUGUUGUCUUUGUAAAUGGCUGUCUAUCGUACCAACAAUAGAUGUCAUAUUACUAAAAUGUCUGUUGAAAAAUGUAUUAUUUUAUAAAAUCAUUAGAUGUGAGUUCAUACUGUACUGUAUUCUGUAUACUGAGACUUGUGUUGUGCUUGUGCACACAAGAAACAAAAAGCAAGUGAUCAAGGGAUCAUUAGUCUAUCAAAGAAUGUUAAGUGUGAUGAAAACUGUGCAUUUGUAAAUUUAUGAGAAGAAUAUAUCAAUUAAGUUAUUUAUUUUUGUAUGAUAUAGCCUACUGUUACAGGGUGUAAAUGCAAGUUUGAAAAGUAUGAAACUUACUAACCAGAAGUGAUCUCUGUGUUUAUGACUGUCCAAGUGUUGUAUUUAUGAAGUCCUGUUGAAGAUUAAAAG
Molecule: messenger RNA, 3248 nt
Organism: Micropterus salmoides (largemouth bass)
Lineage: Eukaryota; Metazoa; Chordata; Actinopteri; Centrarchiformes; Centrarchidae
Gene: chata
Product: choline O-acetyltransferase a
Exons: 15
Coding region: 208-2274 (688 amino acids)
Biological process (GO): acetylcholine biosynthetic process; neuromuscular synaptic transmission
Cellular component (GO): neuron projection; cytoplasm
Molecular function (GO): choline O-acetyltransferase activity
Source: RefSeq, a predicted model, not a curated record